Messenger RNA from Anolis carolinensis (green anole), 1255 nucleotides. It is a transcript of the gene batf, whose product is annotated as basic leucine zipper ATF-like transcription factor. The coding region runs from base 449 to 832 and encodes 127 amino acids. The record is from RefSeq and is a predicted model, not a curated record. Gene Ontology annotation, molecular function: DNA-binding transcription factor activity, RNA polymerase II-specific; RNA polymerase II cis-regulatory region sequence-specific DNA binding. Lineage: Eukaryota; Metazoa; Chordata; Lepidosauria; Squamata; Anolidae. The transcript has 3 exons. Gene Ontology annotation, cellular component: nucleus. Gene Ontology annotation, biological process: regulation of transcription by RNA polymerase II.
UGCCUUUGCGUUUCACGAGCCGCUUGUGAUGCUUCUGGUUUGUUUUGUCUUCUCCCUGAGCGUGUAAUUUCCCUGCCUUUAUCUCGAGGUUAUUUUUUUUCUGAGGGUUGUCACGCACCCGAAACCCACUUCUUUCUCUCUGAAGUUUUUUUUUUAAAUUUCUUCGGACUGUUUGGUUUUUCUUCUUCUUGUCACUUACUUUUUUGAAUUUCCGCGCACGUGACUUUCAGUCGAGCCUUUUUGCGGCUUCCGAGAAACUGCUCAAAAGGGAGGCGCAAAGGGACAAAGAGAGAGAGAAAGACUGAGAGAGAGAGAGAGAGAGAGAAAGAGAGAGGAGGCAGGCUGUGUGGGGCAGCCCUGUGGCAGGAGGGAAAGUGACCCCAGGGCAGGACAAGGAAGGAAGGAAGGAAGGAAGGAAGGGGCCCGGUCUCGGAGGCAGAGGGGAGCCAUGCCCCAUAGCUCUGACAGCAGCGACUCCAGCAGCUUCAGCCAGGCAUCUUCCUCCUCCAGCAAACAGGAUUCCUCUGAUGACAUGAGGAAAGUACAAAGAAGAGAAAAGAAUCGCAUUGCAGCUCAGAAGAGCCGGCAAAGACAGACACAAAAAGCAGAUACCUUGCACUUGGAGAGUGAAGACUUGGAGAGGCAGAAUGCUGCUCUGCGCCGAGAAAUCAAACAGCUGAGAGAGGAACUGACACAUUUUACCACGGUGCUGAGUUUGCAUGAGACACGCUGCUCCGUCCUCCACGUGCAGCCACCAGCACCUUCCGAAGUGCUUUAUACCCCACUUUCAUUCCCCCAGACCCACAUCAGCUCUCCAUGUUUCCAACCCUGAGACCAACAUUUGGGACUGCAAAAAAGUUUCCCAGCUUCGUUGUGCUUAGAGAAUAUGUGUGAGCUCUCACAUGCCUCAUCACUCUGGACAAAUUGGGGCAUUACCAUGUCUCUGUUGACUGAAACAAGCCUGAAUACAGCACGGAAAAUGCCUAAGAAUUGCUCCCUGUGCAAAAACAGGGAAUGUUUCUGUACAGUGCCUGCAUCUUUGGAUCAGGAGGUAUCCAUGCAGCUAUUACUUGCGCUUAAAGCCUUACCAAAGAGCCUUGAUAAGACAUGUAUUCUAAAGGUGAUAUUACAAUGUCUUUCUCUGUGAGAUGUAUGCUUGUGAUGCUACAAAUAAUGAGCAUGAGUAGAGGAGGGACAGAAUCAAAUGCACUGUUUUUUUUUAUUUUAAUAAAGAGUUUAUAUUUUUAAUAUUUUA